AUGACAAAUGGACCAGGGGAAACGUCCAGUCUUUUGGACCACAAUAUUAGUGAUGUCGAUGAACACGAAGUCGUAUCUUACGUUCAGCUGAGAAGGGCGUCCAUAAUGUCCCAAAGAGGGGAUAAAAUGCUCCCUAACUUUGCAGCACCGGCCAACAGAACAGAUCGCCUUACGUCGGUUAGAUCGCAUGCUUCAUUCCAUGAUGUUAGAUCAUUAUUGUCACAGCAUUCCUUGAUUGCGGAACCAGAAACAGACGUAAAUACAGAGAUUUUUAUCCUAUUGAAAUAUUCUUUCCCUUUAGUUUUAACGUUUCUAUUACAGUACUCUCUUACUGUUGCUUCGAUAUUCUCUGUUGGAAGGUUGGGAUCAAACGAGUUGGCUGCUGUGAGUUUAAGCUCAAUGACGGCCAAUAUUUCGGCCUAUGCUAUAUUUCAAGGAGUCAGUACAUGUCUCGACACUCUAUGUGCUCAGAGCUAUGGUAAGAAAGAUUUUGAGGCAGUUGGAAUACACUAUAUGAAGUGCAAUUACUUCUUGUUGCUUAUUUAUAUCCCGGUGUUUAUACUAUGGGUAUUCGGAUCUGAACCAAUUCUUUACCUGAUCGUAGGUGAUGAACCCUUAUGUCAUUUAGCUUCAAAAUAUUUGAAAAUUUUAGUGAUUGGGGUGCCGGGGUUUAUCCUUUUUGAAAAUAGCAAGCAUUUUCUUCAAUGUCAAGGCGUAUUCCAUGCAUCGACCUAUGUUUUGGCAGUUUGUGCUCCUAUCAAUGCCUUCUUAAAUUAUAUUUUAGUUUGGGAUAAAAGAAUUGGACUUGGAUUUAUAGGUGCUCCACUAUCUGUUGUGAUAACGAACUAUUUGAUGUGUAUUUCUUUAAUGUCAUACAUAUUCUUUGUUAGGGGACACGAGUGCUGGCCAAAGGGCUCAAUCUUCAACGUUAAAUACUUUAAAAACUGGAAUAAAAUGAUAAGCUUAUCCAUUCCUGGAGUGCUUUUGGUGGAAGCCGAGUGGUUAGCCUUUGAAAUUAUAACUUUCAGUGCUUCUCGAUUUGGAACUGCAGUAUUGGCUGCUCAGUCCAUAGUAAGCACAUCUUGUGUUUUAUUGUAUCAAGUUCCCUUUGCUUUCUCUAUAGCUGCGUCAACUAGGAUAGCAUGGUUCAUUGGUGCAGCCUCUAAGAAGGCAGCAGUGAAAGCAACAAGAGCUGCGAUGAUAUCUGCUCUAUUUGUUGGAGUUUUCGAUUUUGCCGUUCUUUUCUUCUUAAGAACUGAUUUGGCCCAGCUUUACUCAAGGGACUCAGCUGUGAUUAAAAUAGCGUCAAAGGUCUUGAUUGUCGGUGCUCUAUACCAAUUUAAUGAUUCAAUCAGCUGCGCAAGUGGAGGAAUCUUAAGAGGACAGGGAAGACAGAAGAUUGCUGGGAUUCUCAACUUAAUUUGCUACUAUUGUGUGGCAUUACCUUUGGCUUUCCUUUGUGCAUUUCAUUUUCAUUUAGAAUUACUUGGGCUCUGGCUCGGUAUGAUAGUGGCAUUAUUUUUAAUAUCAAUUCUGCAAUCUUACUUUGUCUUGAAGAGUGACUGGGAUCAAAUUAUCGAUGAUUGCAUUAAUGAAGGAGUUAGCGAUGGAAUAAACAUUGAAGCGCACUCGUUGGUUCCAAGUAUGAGCAGCUCCCAUAUUUAUUAG
This is a messenger RNA of Priceomyces carsonii, 1668 nucleotides long. RefSeq lists its product as uncharacterized. Bases 1 to 1668 code for a protein of 555 amino acids. Gene Ontology annotation, cellular component: membrane. Gene Ontology annotation, biological process: xenobiotic detoxification by transmembrane export across the plasma membrane. The transcript has a single exon. Lineage: Eukaryota; Fungi; Ascomycota; Pichiomycetes; Serinales; Debaryomycetaceae. The record is from RefSeq and is a predicted model, not a curated record. Gene Ontology annotation, molecular function: xenobiotic transmembrane transporter activity; antiporter activity.